This is a messenger RNA of Menidia menidia (Atlantic silverside), 1737 nucleotides long. The record is from the annotation of a GenBank genome assembly. Lineage: Eukaryota; Metazoa; Chordata; Actinopteri; Atheriniformes; Atherinopsidae.
AUGGACGUUGGAGAGCUCCUCAACUAUCAGCCCGAUAGAGGAGCAAAGCGUCCCAGGGGGGAAGAUGAAGGAGCAGCAGGAGGAGAGGAGGACUCCAGAGGAGGGAAACAGAAAGGGCUGGGUGCUCGGGAGCUGGCCAGAUAUCGGGAAAGUGUCGCUGAGAUGAGGGAGACUGACGAGAUGACUGAGGACAAGAAGAAGAUCCUGGACAAACUGAUGGACCAGGAUGAAGAGGAACCAGAGGCGGAGCCAGUUGAUGAGAGCUCAGUGAAGAAAAUGAUCCUGACCUUUGAGAAGAGGUCUUACAAAAACCAGGAGCUGAGGAUAAAGUUUCCCGACAAUCCAGAGAAGUUUAUGGAGUCAGAGCUGGAUUUGAACGACAUCAUCCAAGAAAUGCACGUGAUCGCCACGAUGCCGGACCUCUACCACCUGCUGGUGGAGCUGAACGCCGUCCACUCGCUGCUGGGCCUUCUCAGCCACGAAAACACAGAUAUCCUUCUACACACGGCACAUGUGGCCAUAGCGGUGGUGGACCUGCUGCAGGAGCUGACCGAUAUCGACACGCUGCACGAGAGCGAGGAGGGGGCCGAGGUCCUCAUAGAUGCUCUGUUGGAGGGUCAGGUGGUGGCCCUGUUGGUGCAGAACAUGGAGCGUCUGGACGAACAGGUGAAGGAGGAGGCCGACGGCAUCUACAACACACUGGCUAUCGUGGAGAACAUGGCGGAGUUCAGACCCGGCCUGUGCACCGAGGCCGCCCAGCAGGGGCUCAUGCAGUGGCUGCUCAAGAGAAUCAAGGCAAAGAUGCCGUUUGAUGCUAACAAGCUGUACUGCAGUGAAAUCCUGGCCAUCUUACUGCAGAAUAACGACAGCACCAGGGAACUACUGGGUGAGAUGGAUGGCAUCGACGUGUUAUUGCAGCAACUAUCCGUGUUCAAGCGCCACAAUCCGAACACCGCUGAGGAGCAGGAGAUGAUGGAGAACCUGUUUGACGCUCUCUGUUCCUGCCUCAUGCUGCCCUCCAAUAGGGACCGCUUCCUGAGAGGAGAGGGCCUUCAGCUGAUGAAUCUCAUGCUCAGGGAAAAAAAGAUGUCCCGGACCAGUGCUCUGAAGGUGCUGGAUCAUGGCAUGAUUGGACCAGAAGGAGCAGAUAACUGCCAUAAAUUUGUGGACAUCCUGGGCUUGAGGACCAUAUUCCCACUUUUCAUGAAAACCCCCAAGAAGAUGAAGAAAACUGGUAAUUCAGAGAAAGAACACGAAGAACACGUGUGCUCCGUCAUCGCCUCCAUGCUGAGGAAUCUCAAAUCCCAGCAGAGAACCAGACUCCUGAACAAGUUCACAGAGAACGACUGCGAGAAGGUUGAUCGGCUAAUGGAGUUGCAUUUUAAGUACCUGGAGGCUGUUCAACAGGCUGACAAGAGGAUCGAAGGGGAGAAACAUGAAAUGGUCCGUCGGGGGGAGAUCCUGGACGACGGCAUGGAAGACGAGUUCUACCUCCGGCGUUUGGACGCCGGGCUGUUUGUCCUUCAGUUGAUCUGCUAUAUUAUGGUGGAGAUCAGCAACUCGGGGAUCUCACAGCUGCAACAGAGGGUCCAUCAAAUUCUCAAUCUGAGAGGAGGUUCUGUCAAAGUAGUGCGCCACAUCAUGAGAGAGUACGCCGAGAGCAUCGGGGACGGGAAGGCCGAAGAGUUCAAAGAGGCUGAGCGGAAGAGGAUCAUGGACCUUGUAGACAAAUUCUAA